This is a messenger RNA of Porites evermanni, 954 nucleotides long. The record is from the annotation of a GenBank genome assembly. NCBI's taxonomy places the organism in Eukaryota, Metazoa, Cnidaria, Anthozoa, Scleractinia, Poritidae.
AUGAAUCUCUGUGCGCAUUACACCAGGUCUUCAUUAAUCAUUCUUUAUGAUUAUCCAACGUUCGGUUUAUUUUACUGCCUUACGUGUGGUAUAUUCUCUUUAACAGCGAUAAUUGGAAAUUCCAUUGUGUUUUAUGCGUUUUGGAUUUCGGGCUCCCUGAAUCAGGCAUCAAAGAUGCUCCUUCUUAGUCUCGCAGCGUCUGAUCUUGGUAUAGGCUUGAUGGUUUUGCCACUGAACGCCGUUUUGAUGUCGCAGAUGUAUGGACUCUUGCGUAGUAAUAAAAUUGUCAAAGAUCAAAACGUGAUGGCAACAUGUCCUCUCCUCAAGGCGACGAUAUUCCUUUCUACCUUUUUCUGUGGAGCCUCGCUGAUGACUGUUGGAACCAUUUCAAUAGAUAGAUACCUUAGUCUGCUAUUACAUCUUAGAUAUCGUCAAUUAGUAACUUUGACGCGAAUUCGCACUGUCCUGGCUACUAUCUGGAUAACUUCUUUCCUGGCCGCAAUGUUAGAGACAUUACUGGCCUUAAAUGUUAUAAUUAACACCUCUGGAGUGGUGUUAGUUAUUUCAGUAGCCUCCUUCGCCUACUGGAAGAUUUAUACUAUCGCCCUUCGUCAUCAGAAUCAAAUUUGUGUUCAAGACGCUCAUCAAAAUCAAAUUUGUCAAUUAACACAGUUCGCGCGCGCCAAAAAGAUGGCAAUGAAAACCUUUUCUAUUUUUGUUGUGUUGGUGAUCUGCAACGCUCCUUCGAUUGUUACUAUUCCCAUGUUUCUGACUGCAGACUCCCCUUCAUCUUUGUUAAUUUUAUUUACCCACCUGUCCAUUUUUCUUAUUUUUUUUAAUGCUUCCUUAAAUCCAGUCGUGUACUGUUGGAAAAUUUCUGAGGUUCGCAAAAUUUGCGAGAAUAUUUUGAAACUCUUACUGUUUCGAAAAUUCCUUCAAUCGGGUCAUCGGUAG